Molecule: messenger RNA, 3620 nt
Organism: Dreissena polymorpha
Lineage: Eukaryota; Metazoa; Mollusca; Bivalvia; Myida; Dreissenidae
Product: RRP15-like protein
Exons: 6
Coding region: 51-824 (257 amino acids)
Biological process (GO): maturation of LSU-rRNA; maturation of 5.8S rRNA
Cellular component (GO): preribosome, large subunit precursor
Source: RefSeq, a predicted model, not a curated record
UUAUUGUUGUACACAUUAGAGUGACUUCCCCGUGGAGACCCAGAGCGAAAAUGGCUGCCUCCUCUGUUGGUAACGUGCGUGUGGAGUUUGAUGAGGACGUAUCAGAUUUUUAUUCUGAUUCAGAAUAUUCAAGUGAAUCCGAAGGGAAUGAGGCCCAAGAUGCUGCAGUGGAGCAGGCCCAGUCAAAGAAAGGAUUGGCUGAUGUCUUGGCAAAAAUACUCCACAAAAAUGUGCCCUCUCAUAAACAGGUAAUCCUAGCGAAGGGCAAGACAGACAGGGAGAUACAGAAGCGUAAACUGGUUGUGAAGGCAUCCGAGGAGAACGAAGCACAGCCUGAGCAGAAACAGCGCAAGAAAAUACUAGUUGGUGCUGAACUGGCAGCAGAGGAAAAGAGAAAGCAGUGGGAGAACAUGUGCAGAGUGAAGCCAGAUCCUUUAGAGCGUGAUAGGGAGAGGCAGCUCCAACGGAUAGCUACCAGAGGUGUUGUGCAGUUGUUUAAUGCAGUACGUCAGCAGCAGAAGACUAUAGAUGAUGAAAUCUAUAAAGUUGGGCCAUCAGAACGCAAGCAGGAGAAGGUCAUGGCAAACAUGACCAAAGACAAGUUCCUCAGUAUCUUGAAAGGAACCAGUUCCUCAAACGUUAAAGUGGACACUGAACAAAAGGGAUCAGCCUCUAGUAUGUCACCCCUGAGUGUCAGCAAGGACACAAAGUGGGCGGCGCUGCGUGAUGACUACAUGAUGGGGGCCAAGAUGAAGGACUGGGACCAGGAGGGGAGCGAGGGGGAGGCAGCACAGGGGGAACCAGACAUGUCUGACAGUGACUGAGAGAUAAGGAGGGGAGCGAAGAAGAGGCAGCAUAGGGGAACUGGACAUGUCUGACCGUGACUAAGAGACCAGGUGUACCAGAAAUGACAGUAACUAGGGAAGUCUUUUCAGACCCAGACAUUUCUGAUAGUAAAUAAGGAAGUAUAUUGGGACCCAGACAUUUCUGACAGUAACUAAGGAAGUACAUUGGGACUCGGACAUGUUUGACAGUAAGUGAUGAAGUAUAUUAGAAUUCGGACAUGUCUGACAGUAACUAGGAAAGUCUUUUGGGACCCAAACAUUUCUGACAAUAAUGAAGGAAGUACAUUGGGACUCGGACAUGUCUGACAGUGAGUGGUUAAGUAUAUUACAACUUGGACAUGUCUGACAGUAACUAGGAAAGUCUUUUGGGACCCAGACAUUUCUGUCAGUAACUUAGGAAGUAUAUUGGGACCAAGACAUGUCUGACAGUAACAAAUGAAGUAUAUUGGAACUCAAACAUGUCUUACUGUAACUAAUGAAGUAUAUUGGGGCUUAUUCAUGUCUGACAGUAACUAGGGAAAUCUAUUGAGACUACAAUAUUCUGACAUUAACUAGGGAAGUAUAUUGGGACCCAGACAUUUCUGACAGUAAAUAAUGAAGUAUAUUGGGACUCCGACAUGUCUGACAGUAACUAAAAAAGUAUAUUGGGACUCAGACAUGUCUGACAGUAACUAAGGAAGUAUAUUGGGACUCAGACAUGUCUGACAGUAACUAAGGAAGUAUAUUGGGACUCAGACAUUUCGCACAGUAAAUAAUAAAGUAUAUUGGGACUCAGACAUGUCUGACAGUCACUAAGGAAGUAUAUUGGGACAAAGACACAUCUGACAGUAACUAAGGAAGUAUAUUAGAAUUCUGACAUGUUUGACAGUUACUACGGAAAUAUAUUGGGACACAGACAUGUCUGACAGUAACUAAGGAAGUAUAUUGGGACUCAGACAUGUCUGACAGUAACUAAGGAAGUAUAUUGGGACAGAGACACAUCUUACAGUAACUAAGGAAGUAUAUUAGAAUUCUGACAUGUUUGACAGUUACUACGGAAGUAUAUUGGGACUCAAACAUGUCUGACAGUGGCUAAAAAAGUCUAUUGGAACCCAGGCAUGUCUGACAGUUACUAGGGAAGCCUAUUGGGACCCAGGCUAAGUGGACUGGGACAGAGGCUGCAUCGGAUGAAGCCAGAUAAAGACUGAAGUUGCUGUCAGUUCUGGAAAUGGCACAAAGUGCAUUUUCUGACCUCAGUCUGUCAGUUUCUGAGGGUGGAUCCACUGAAUUCUAAUAAUUCAUUAUACUGAUAUGGUCACUAUCAAAUAAAUAUGUUCAACUUUAAAUAUGGACAGUAUGGUAUACAGUGUUCCAUGAAGUAAAAUGUUAUUUGGAAAAAUAUCUAUUGAUGUGCUUGCAGAGUGGUGGCAUGUUUGGUUUUUGUCAAAACUAUCAUUGUUCAAACCUUACAAAUGAGCAGCGCAACAGUUCUGGUGAAUUGCCCUCUGAAAAUUGCAUCUCUCUGCAUUUAUGUAUAAAAAUAUAUUGUUUUCAUAAUUUCAUUUAUGCUUUCACAGAUGAAAUUGUCUGUAAAGAGAUGAUAAAAUGUUAAUGUGUGUAUUUUUCAAUGAAAAAAGUGUGUACAGUUUGUGUACUAUUUAUUACUAUUUAUGUUAAUUUAUGAAUACAAAAAUAUCUCGUGUCUAUUUGCAGCAGUGUCUUACUUUGUUAAUGUUGUGAAACUUUGAUAAAAAAAAUUCAAUACUGUUAUUGAUAUAAUUGCUGAAUGCAAAUAUAUGAGUUUUUUUGCACAUGUCUCCAUGCCAAAGUUUUGUAUCACAUUUCAAGGCAAUAUAUACGUCACGUUUGGUCUAGCAUUUCACUUCUGAAAACAAUCUUUGCUACCACAGGUGGUUAGCGUGUGGCUAUGAUAUUAAUUAGUGAAAACAUCAUUUUGAAUGUAUUUAAGACUGAAAUCUUCAUAGAGUAAAGGACAUUUUCUCUGCAAAGUUCACGAACCUCGAUACCAUAAUUCAAUUAAACGUAUGAAAAAACAUUAUUACCGUGCUUGCCGUUACAUUAUGCAUCAAAACUAACUGUCCAGCGCUGUUUGAAACCUUUGUUUACAUACAUUUCAACUGACAUUUUAAACACGUGUGAUUUCAUUGGUCCAAUGCGAGGUGUGCCUUUACAACUAGAGAUUUCAUUCAUAAAUACUGCCUGAUCAGUGUCAACUGGGUCAUGCGAGUUGUGUAUCGUGUUAUUUCUUAAAAGUUGACCCAGCAUUUGUAAAAAUAUUGCAAGACAUAUACAUUUCCAUAUUUUAGGAAUAACAAGGGCCCUACAAAUGAAAGGCAAAGGCCUUAUAGUAAUUGCCCCAUCUGUGUGUCUACAAACCCACAUUUUUAUGUUUUCAGCUGCACACAGUACUAAGGGGUGAAUUAUUCUCGUAAGUUGUAGUCCAACAUCUGCGUCAUCAGUCCUCUGUAAACACUUUAUGGAAAUGAAGCGAAUGUGUUCUUUUGAGUGGUCCUCUACUUAAAUUAUUUAGAUUUGUUUAUAACAUGGGCACAGGCCUUUGUGCCUUAUAUGACUUUAUAGAAAACUGUAAAUCAUCCCCUCAAAAGCCAUGUGUGACUUAAUAAUUCUGCAAUAAUAUGCUUUACUGGUGGGAUGAAGGUCUUAAACUAUUGAUAAGACAAGAGCCUGUCACAGUAGUGCCAAAUCCCCGCCGAUAUGUGUUUGCUUGUAUGAAAACAUUUGUUUUAGAGAGUAAAAUAAUAUUUGUGAAACAUG